Molecule: messenger RNA, 1776 nt
Organism: Symbiodinium natans
Lineage: Eukaryota; Dinophyceae; Suessiales; Symbiodiniaceae
Source: the annotation of a GenBank genome assembly
AUGUCCAGUCAAAUCAUGCUUGGAGUUGGCACUGCUGUUGUCCUGGCACACAUCCAUUGGCUAGGAGGUCACACGUGGGCAGCUUGGACAGGCUUGGUCAAAAAGGGCCACCAUGCCAUGAAGGAAGGACACUUCAAGGAAGAGCCGUUCCAGCAGUCCCACAUCUCCGAAAGGCUGACAAGAUCCAGGAUCUCAAACUACCGUUUAGCGACUUCUAUCAGCGUGCACAUGUCGAUGUUAACAUUCCUCGCCCGCCUUGGGAAAUUCGUGAUGGACCCCGGCUUCGAGGACGCAGUGGUAAUGAUUGCGAUUUCGGUCGGGUACGCACUGGACGCAUGCGUCUGCAGUGGACAGAUCCUUCUGACCCGCGAGAGGUUGUUGAGGAUCAGCGUCGUCUUGUGCACGGUGAUGCACUGUAUGAACCUAAGCUAUGCCACCACAACAAUCCCAGCUGACCACAUGCUGGCAUACAGUCUGCUGACGACUGCGAACACCCUGGCUGGAUUGGUUUGCCUGAGGGCAACAAUUUGGGUUCCAUCCGCCAUCGCCCUGGCCUUGUGCGAUGCCACCUUCUUCGCGCAGAAGUUCGGGCUGGAGGAGCUGAGCUCCAAUUUUGUUUUAGAUCACACCGUUCGGUUGGUGCUGAACUGCGCAAUCCUCAUCGGCGCGGAGAUGAGUGUGCGCGGGCGCCUGCAGUCGGAAGUGGAGUGCGAGGAUGCCAGCUCUAUGGUGCGUGCUUUCCAGCAGAUCUUGAAAGGAUUAUGCGAUGGAAGCCUCAUUCUGGACAACCGGAUGAUGAUUCGCGGAUCUCCAGUUGGCCUCCAGCGCUUGCUUCCCAGUCGAACGAUCUCGGCUGGAGAUGAGUUCUGCUCACUGAUGGGCAGCGAGGAGAUGAAGGACCGCUUUCUUGAAUUCAUUGCUGGCUCUGUUGCUGCAAGCUCUGCCGGGCGGAGCUCGCAAGUACCACAGGGCGGUCCUCCUGCCUGCUGGCGGGUGGUGUUGUCAGAUGGUGGACGAGAGUUACAUGUGGAUGUCUUUCAUGCUACGCUGCCCCGUCUGUUCGGUGCUGAGGAGCCAUACCACCUGCUGGCCUUGGUUGAGGACCCAGAAGAACGGGAGCUUUGGGAUGCGGCUCUUCUGUCGAAUUCCCUCCAGCCCAGCUACAAUCCUUCUGGGACGGCUUCCCAUCAAUCGUCGGAAGUGAUGUCGAUAGGGCCGGCGUCUUCCAGGAGAUCCGAAUGUCCCUCGGCCUGUCCAUCGGCAGCUUCGAGGAGUAAUGAAGUCCUGGAGGCCUUGAGCGAGCUCGUUGAAGCUACGUUCUUGGUCGAUCCAGCUUCCGAGAAUAUGGACUUGCUGGAGGUCCACCUGAAUUUUAACAGGCACUCGCCGGCUCGGCCUUCAUUGAAGAUGCUCGCCCUCAUCCAAGAGUGGGAGCAGCUGCAGCUCGAUCUGAGGACCUACACCUUGGACCUGCUACGAGGGGCACCCGACAUACCGGCAUCAUUACGUGCCAUGAAGUUGCGUAUUCCCGGCGCACCGCGGAAAGUGUUCAAGGCGAAUUACGCACGGCUAAGCCGCGCCUCUCAGAUUCCGGGUCAGCCCACCUACUUGUACCUCCACCUGAAAGACUUCAACAAGCAGGAGGCACAGCCGAACCACCCCAGGAAUUGGCACCACCAGACGCUCGAGGAGGAGGCCGACGAUCGCCCGGCAGAGGCAUGUGCUCUACCACUGCCAGGAGGCGUUUGCAUUCACGGCCCCAUCUACCACUUCUGA